GUCAAUGGAACAGAAAUUGAAUAUGAAUUUGAAGAAAUUACUCUGGAGAGGGGGAAUUCUGGCCUGGGGUUCAGUAUUGCUGGAGGAACAGAUAACCCACACAUUGGGGAUGAUCCUGGGAUAUUCAUUACUAAGAUUAUACCAGGAGGAGCUGCAGCAGAGGAUGGAAGACUCAGGGUCAACGAUUGCAUCUUGCGAGUGAACGAGGUCGACGUGUCAGAAGUCUCACACAGCAAAGCCGUGGAGGCCCUAAAAGAGGCUGGCUCCAUAGUACGACUGUAUGUUCGUCGAAGAAGGCCUAUUCUGGAGACCGUGGUAGAGAUCAAGUUGUUCAAAGGACCUAAAGGUCUAGGAUUCAGUAUUGCAGGAGGAGUUGGAAACCAACACAUUCCUGGGGACAACAGCAUUUAUGUUACCAAGAUUAUUGAUGGAGGAGCUGCGCAAAAGGAUGGGAGAUUGCAGGUUGGAGAUAGACUUCUUAUGGUGAAUAAUUACAGUUUAGAAGAAGUUACCCAUGAAGAGGCAGUAGCGAUACUGAAGAACACAUCAGAUGUAGUGUAUCUGAAAGUUGGAAAGCCCACUACCAUUUACAUGACCGAUCCAUAUGGCCCACCAGAUAUUACUCACUCUUAUUCUCCACCAAUGGAAAAUCAUAUACUCUCUCCUGGAAACAAUGGCACUUUAGAGUACAAGGCAUCCCUGGCCCCUAUCUCACCAGGAAGAUACUCACCCAUUCCAAAGCACAUGCUUGUGGAGGACGACUACACCAGGCCUCCUGAACCUGUUUACAGCACUGUGAACAAACUGUGUGAUAAACCACCUUCUCCUAGGCACUAUUCCCCUGUCGAGUGUGACAAAAGCUUCCUUCUUACAGCUCCCUAUCCCCACUACCACGUAGGCCUGCUCCCUGACUCUGAGAUCACCAGUCAUUCCCAGCACAGCACUGCAACGCGUCCACCCACAGUGAGCUUGCAGCGGACCAUUUCUGUGGAAGGAGAGCCUCGAAAAAUCAUCCUGCACAAGGGCUCCACAGGACUUGGUUUUAACAUAGUGGGAGGAGAAGACGGGGAAGGCAUUUUCGUGUCUUUCAUCCUAGCAGGCGGGCCUGCCGAUCUCAGCGGAGAACUGCAGCGAGGGGAUCAAAUCUUGUCUGUGAAUGGUAUUGAUCUUCGAGGUGCUACCCAUGAGCAGGCUGCAGCUGCGCUGAAGGGAGCGGGGCAGACGGUAACAAUCAUAGCACAAUACCAGCCAGAGGAGUACGCUCGGUUUGAGGCAAAAAUCCAUGACCUGCGUGAGCAGAUGAUGAAUCACAGCAUGAGUUCUGGGUCCGGCUCCCUGAGGACUAAUCAGAAGAGGUCACUGUACGUCAGAGCCAUGUUUGACUAUGACAAGAGCAAAGACAGUGGCCUCCCAAGCCAAGGACUCAGCUUUAAGUAUGGAGACAUCCUUCAUGUCAUCAACGCCUCAGACGAUGAAUGGUGGCAGGCGAGAAGGGUCACUCUGGAGGGAGACAGCGAGGAGAUGGGAGUUAUACCCAGCAAGAGGAGAGUUGAAAGGAAGGAGCGUGCACGUUUGAAGACGGUGAAAUUCAACGCGAAACCUGGUGUAAUUGAUGCAAAAGGGUCAUUCAAUGACAAGCGUAAAAAGAACUUCAUCUUUUCACGAAAAUUCCCAUUCUACAAGAGCAAGGAGCAGAGUGAGCAGGAAACAAGUGAUCCAGAACGAGGCCAAGAAGACCUCAUCCUUUCUUAUGAACCUGUCACGAGACAGGAAAUUAAUUACACCAGGCCGGUGAUUAUCCUGGGUCCUAUGAAAGAUCGGAUCAAUGAUGAUUUGAUAUCUGAAUUCCCUGAUAAGUUUGGGUCGUGUGUACCACAUACCACACGGCCAAAGCGUGACUAUGAAGUGGAUGGGAGAGAUUAUCAUUUUGUCAUUUCAAGAGAACAAAUGGAAAAAGAUAUUCAAGAGCACAAAUUUAUAGAAGCUGGGCAGUACAACGAUAAUUUAUAUGGAACUAGUGUCCAGUCUGUGAGAUUCGUGGCAGAAAGGGGCAAGCACUGUAUACUCGAUGUGUCGGGAAAUGCUAUCAAACGACUACAAGUUGCACAACUCUAUCCCAUCGCUAUCUUCAUUAAGCCUAAAUCCUGGGAGCCUCUGAU
Molecule: messenger RNA, 2159 nt
Organism: Nestor notabilis (Kea)
Lineage: Eukaryota; Metazoa; Chordata; Aves; Psittaciformes; Psittacidae
Product: disks large homolog 2
Exons: 18
Biological process (GO): chemical synaptic transmission
Cellular component (GO): postsynaptic density membrane; neuromuscular junction; neuron projection
Molecular function (GO): kinase binding
Source: RefSeq, a predicted model, not a curated record